Anguilla rostrata (American eel) is the source of this 1290-nucleotide messenger RNA. It is a transcript of the gene bloc1s6, whose product is annotated as biogenesis of lysosomal organelles complex-1, subunit 6, pallidin. The transcript has 6 exons. The record is from RefSeq and is a predicted model, not a curated record. Lineage: Eukaryota; Metazoa; Chordata; Actinopteri; Anguilliformes; Anguillidae. Bases 123 to 698 code for a protein of 191 amino acids. Gene Ontology annotation, cellular component: transport vesicle; BLOC-1 complex. Gene Ontology annotation, biological process: intracellular transport.
GAAAUUCAGAAGAAGCGAGCGGGUAGUUUGGUUGACUCCACAGUGAGUCACAUGAGUCGAAUUAGAUCCAGUCACAUGAGUUGUUUUCGUUGUGUAUUUCCGGGAUAGAGAGGAGAAUUUGAAUGGUUUAUGGAACCAUCUUUGUUCCUAGAUUGAGAGAAUAUCCAAUGGAGCAAGAGGGAAGGGAGGAGGAGCAGCCAUCAUCGUCGCAGAGUGACCCUGCACCUACCAGCGACCACAAAGACUUUGCUUCUACAGACUCCAGUUCAUUGUGUGCAGAAUUAAGCCCUCUGGAGGACAUAGUAUUUGUGGAUAAGCAGGCUGUUGAGAAGCUAACCAGUGGACUCAUCUCUCAUUACCUACCUGACUUGCAGAAUUCAAAACGGGCCCUUCAGGAAUUAACACAAAAUCAGGGGAUAUUGCUUGAUACACUGGAACAAGAAAUAACAAAAUUCAGAGAGUGCAAUUCGCUGCUGGACAUGCAUUCACUGUUUACAGAGGCAAAGUUCUACCAUAACAAAUUAGUGAGCAUACGUAAGGAAAUGUUGAUGCUUCAUGAGAAAACAACAAAACUAAAGAAAAGAGCUUUGAAGCUUCAGCAGCAGAGACAGAAAGAAGCCCUUGAAAAAGAGCAACAACGCGAGAAGGAGCUUGAAAGAGAGAGGCAACUCAUUGCAAAACCUGCCAAAAGGACAUAGGUCCACCUAUAACAAGUGUGGACUACUGUCAUUGACAUUAGUUUUAUGUGUCCAAGGAAGCUGCCAGAAUCGUGCCUCUCAUGACAAACUAGUGGUGUAUUCCACAGGUAGCAUUGUAUGUAGAAGCCACUAUAUGAGGUUCUGCAUCCACUCAAACAGCCCUGCAAACAGUAUUACUGUAAGUAAUACUAUUUUAGAAAUAAAAAUAUUUAUUGUCUGGAAUUCAUUUCCUUGUUAACUGAUUGAAGUUUUAAUGCCCCAAUGGUACCUGCACUCUGUAUAUCUUGAAAAAUUCAACAAAAGUUUCAACUGGUAUUACUUUGUACUUGGGCCUAAUUAACAUUUUAAUUAAUAUGAACAUUUAUUCUGCUAUUGAGACCCAAGUAAUGUGCCAUAGAAGUGAGGAUACAACAUUUCUUACUGUGCCAGGUAUGAAGUACAUUAACAUAUCAGAACUUUGCAUAUGAUUUUUCAUUUUGUGUCAUUUAUGUUCUCCUAUUUUGAAAUAUUGCCCUUUAGGUUACAGGAUGCAAAGCUUGUAGAUUCCAAUCAUCUAAUGAAUAUCUAAUAAUUAAAAAACAGUUGUGUUGAA